ACGUGACACGAAGAAAUUCAAGUUGAACGAGCUACGGCACAUCGUCAGAAAGAGUAAUUACUAAACAAUCUCUAGCAGCAACGAGGAUUGUUUGUCCGAUUAUUUAAACGAACUGACAGAAGGAAGGAGAGAAGUUUGAGGUCGUGAACUUUUACUUUCAAAUCAGGCACUUGGUGGCCGCUGUCGGACUUUUAAAGGAAUAAACGUUUUUUAACAGGAUUGAAGAAUGGAUUCAGACAACCAAAGCCAAAUGCAUCUGUUAAUGAAUGAAGAGGAACCUGAUGACCUUUUGGAUUGGUGGUAUACUAAAGAAGGCUGGGACGACUGGAGUUCUGAUGAAGGCUUUACUGAGGAAGAAGAAGUCAGGAAGUAUGAAUAUACUGCAUGCAAAGUUUACAAGGGUCUUCAAAUUUUUGUGAAACUCUUUGGUGACCGAGCUGAAAAAUUACAGAAGUACAUAGAUGAUCUACGCAAUAUUGCUGAUGGGGUGGACAGAUUUCACAAAGGAGCUACCAUUGCCAGCAUCACUGGAGGAGCUGUGAGCGCAGCAGGAGGAAUUGCAACCAUUACUGGAUUGAUACUGGCUCCCUUUACAUUUGGAGCCUCCAUUAUAGUCACUGCUGUUGGUCUAGGAGUAGCUACCGCAGGUGGACUGACCAGUGCUUCAGCCACCAUUUCAGAUAGUGUCAACACUUCAAUAGAUCGAUCAAAAGUAGAGACGAUAAUAGGGGGUUACCAAAAAGACAUUAAGGAUGUGGCAGAAUGCCUGAAUUUUAUCAACACUGGCAUAAAGAAUAUCGAAAAGCUGAAUUAUUCCAGGAUCAAAGAUUCUUUGAAGACUAUGGCUUCUCCUAGUACACAGAACAUGCUUCAAGCUGGUGCUAGAGCUAGCAAAGGACUGGCCAACAUUGCAGACAUUGUGAGAGUGGUCCAGUUGGCUCAAGUAGCAGGGGGUGCAGUCAGAGCGGUUAGAAUUGCAGGGGUGGCAACUGGCAUACUAGCGGGGCUCUUCCUGGGUCUCGAUGUCUUCUUUAUUGCAAAAGACUCCAUUGACCUGCAUAAAGGUGCCAAGACUGAAUUUGCCAAAAAAGUCCGUGAAGUGGCAGACGAACUGCAGGAGGGACUGUCUGAGUUAAGCCAAAUCCAGAAAGAGUUUGAAAAAUCUAUGCAACUGGCAUAACUCUCUUUAUAGAUAUAUACUCUGUGUAAACAUCACAUUAUUGUGGCCAAUUACAGGCUUAAUCCUUUGGAAUGUAAAAUCUGGCAAGUUUUUCAUUCUAAUUUGCUAGACACCAUACAGUUUAUACAUUUUAAUGGAAAGCUAUUCAUUCUUUUAAGGAAUUUGAUGUGUUUAUGUCCCACCUCAAGAAUGUGCAGGGUGACAACUUCAAAGUCUGAGUAUUUGAGAUUAUUAGAAUUAGCCCUGAUCGUUUCCUAAGGUGCUGUCCUACAAACUCGUAGACACCCCUUUAACUUAGCUAAUUGAUGUGGCAGGGGCCAUUAACUUUAUAGUAUCACAGUGAUUGUUAAUAUGAUGUAGCACUUCAGCCAGAUUACUAAAGACCUGUUUAGGGAAACUUUGUUAAUUCUGACCUUUCUCAUCUAUGAGAAGCUCAACCUCAUUGAGAAGUAAUAAGGUGGCUUUAAUAUGCUAUCAGAAAUAUGAGCUUCAACUUAAUGGCUCUCAGUUUGGAUGAAACAAAGUUGUGAUAUAAAACUGAACUCUCGCCUUAUUCACUGUAUUAAGUAAAUAACGACAAGGUCAGUCAGAAAUUACAGACACAUUGCAUUUGGUGUAAAGUGACAGAUUCUUGUGAUGCAUUUAGUUUGCCAUUUAUUUUCAUGAAAAAGAUAAAAGCCAAUCGAGGACAAAAUCAAGAGCAAAUUUGUAUCGUCUCCAAAACUGCAACUGAAAAUUCACAUGAAUACAAUGCAGUGAAACUGAGAUUCUUCAUAAUCAUUAUCCCCAAAAAUUCUCAUAGGAGUACUACAUAAUCACUGCAUAACAACAUCAGAAAAAAUACUUUAUAAUGAGCAGAAUCCACUCAACCCAAUAUAGCUAGUUAGUCAAGUAAUGUUCAAAGUUAAAACUGUACAUAUAGUAAGGCUUGUUUUAGUAAUUAAUGGAAUUGUUCCAGGUUAAUCAAACGAUAUGUAGACAGCAGUAAAUGUGCAGUUGUGGUAAGGGAAUCGGAUGAGACAGUUUAAAUAGGUAGGCUGAAAAUAAAGAAUCUUCAUCCACAGAUAUAAAAGGAUUGUCAGUUUUAAAAAAAAACAAAAACUUGCCGAUGAAGAAUGAGAGGAUUGCCAUACAACUGUUUCAGGUCAUCCAGUCUUAAACUAACUAGUAGGCUCACGCUGAUUUUUCUCCAGUACUUAGUUUCUGUUUCAUUUCCACUCCACCGGUCAACUGGUUGGUGACUACUGUUCAAUAAUGUGAACACCUUGAGAGGAGCAGUGCCCAAAGGGAAUUAGUAAGAUAUGAUUCUCAUUCUCCCAGUAUAAGGGGCAUUUCUAGGAUUUGGUGGUAUCAGGGUCUUAGCCCCCUUUAAUGGUGUCUAGUGUCAUCCUUCAUCAAGCUUUUAUAGUCUCAUUUAACCUCAAAACAUACUUUGAUCAGUUCUGGCAGUUGAACCAUAUUACUGUCAGUACUCUAUGUUUUGUCUUGUCAGCAUUUUGUUCUUCCUUGCAGUUCAUUUUAAAUUUUAUACUUCUUUACCAAGCAUUUGUCCCCCUGUGAGUUUCUAGCAUGUUAACUUACAUAUGUAGAAGAGCAUGUUGAUAGUGGAACAAUAUAUCAGGGGCUUAAGUCUCUAAAACCCUUCUCGAGGCAUAAAUCAAAGUUAGAAUAAAGAUUCUGAAGUCCACACACAGCCUUGUUUUGAAUUGUCUCUAGCAAAACAUUAAUCAUAAAGAUUCUCCUUACAGUGAUUCAGAAAGCUUGAAUGCAGAAUACCGCAUGCUGCCAUCUUAUAUAGGUGGGACAGGCUGACACAAUACAUCAUGAGACUAGUACUGGGAACAGGGACCAUAAACAGCAUGACCACAGCUUUGUAAUGAUUGUGUGACAAUCAUCUUAUGACAAAACAAAAAAUGAAGAUAAUAUGGUGUUUUCAGAAAAAAAUGAAAUAAGUAAAUAUAAACAUUCUGAAAUUAAACAGACGGUAUCCCAGUAUGCCAAAACCUAGAUUCAUUAAACUGCUCUGCUUUUUUGGUUCACUGGAAUGCACUAAGUGUAAGACAGUGUUUAAACAACUUUGCACCUUUGAUCCACAGAUAAGUUCAAGAUUUAAACAAAUAUCAGAGAAGGUGAGUUAUUGUGAGCAGAAAAAUUAGUUGAAAGAAACUAUAUCAAAAUUUGAACAUGAAUGUUAAGAUGAAGCAGUGGUUAAAUAGGUGUGACGUAUUGCAAGUUGUGUAUUUAAAGGCUGAAAAAAAAGAACCAAUCAGAACGCUUAAUAUUGAGUCACAAAGUACAGUGAAAAUCCAUCCAACAUGCAAAUAAUAAUUCCACUGUACUCUGCUCACAUGACAGGAUACCUAGCGGAAAUUAAAGUCGGUAUCCUUAAGACAGAAAACUUGCAACUCUGUGACUUAGUACACAAAGAACCAUCCAUCACAUUUGAUUUAACCAAUUUACAGGUAAUGCCUCCUUUAGGCUUCAUGUUUAUAACAGAAAAACAGCAAGAGCCAGAUCAUCAACUUUGGGAGAGUUUUUGCAGUAAUGUGAAAAUAGCCAAAGCAAACUGCAUCUUUGGAGUCACCUAGUGGAAACUAAAGGGAAGUGCAUUCAAGAAAGAAACAAACCAGCACUUCAGGGCACUAAGAGUUCUGGGAUUCAGUAACAAAAUACUGAAACACUAAGAGCCAAAUUUUUAAAAACUCUCAAAAAGUUAUAUAACUUUAUAACUACUGCAUUUUGAUACAGUUUUUAGAGUUUGUUUUAUUUUUACUGUAAGGAUGUAGGACGCUACAUUUGUUAAAUAUUGUUAUUUAAAAAUAAAUUCUUAUUAGUGUGCCAGACAUAGCUUAUUGGACUGAAGACAGCCCUGGUUUUGGAGGUGACAAUGCUGCAGAUUUUCAUUAAUGUUUCUAGAGGACAACUCUUGUGUUAGAUUCCAUUUCCUACAUUAUCAGGCUUCUUUUUGUCUAGUUAGUCUGGCCAUUCAAAGUGUAUCUAGCCUAUGAAAUUCAUGAAGGAUGUUUAUUGUAUUUAUUUAUUGAACAAAAAAUCUUGAUAUAGUGCCUUAGUAUUGCAAAUAGUCUCCUUAUGCCUUAUAUGGAACUAUAGUAGAGCUGUUAAGUUCUUCACAUAUAUGUAUGUAAAUAUAUACAGUAUGUGUGUGUGUAUAUAUAUAUAUUUAUAUACUGUAUAGAGAGAGAGAGAGUUUUGUUGUGUUUUUACAUUUAUAAUUGUAGCACAGACCGUUUAAGUGACUUGCUCAUCAGAAGUGGACGGCUCUACCUUCCACAGCUGCUUAAUUUCCUCCACUUUAUUCCACAGAAUUGAGUGGUGCCUUUCUGCAUCCUUGCAAUAGACAGUGGCCCCAAAAAUGGGCAGAAGAAUGGAAUUCCCAAAUUUAUUUAAAGAUAUUUGUUUAAAAAAUGCUUUUACCCAGCAGGCUUGGAAGUCUGUAUGAAGUAAAAUCACAUUCUUCAUAACCUUCCUGCUCAAUUGUUACUUAUCUUAAAUGUUUUAUUCUACUGAAAUAAAAGAAUCUGGUGACACCUUAAAUUUCACACCAGAUUAGGAAAAUCCUGUUUUAUAAAGAUUAAGUUAAGGGUAUUAAAUAACUGGAUUGUGGAAGUUUUACUCUUUUUACUUCCAGAGUAGUUGCAAACCUUUGUAUUAUUCUCUACUUAUUUUUCUUGUUUGGAACAGGAGGAGGAAGUAAUAAAUGGAACAAACAAAAUGUCUAAAAUUUGAACAAAGGAACAUUGUGCUUAUGUAAUUGUUUUUAUUGUACUGCUUUUUAAAAUAGCUAAAUAAAAAUACUCUAAAGGAA
This is a messenger RNA of Erpetoichthys calabaricus (reedfish), 5006 nucleotides long. Its product is annotated as apolipoprotein L3-like. NCBI's taxonomy places the organism in Eukaryota, Metazoa, Chordata, Cladistia, Polypteriformes, Polypteridae. Gene Ontology annotation, cellular component: extracellular region; membrane. Gene Ontology annotation, biological process: lipoprotein metabolic process; lipid transport. The record is from RefSeq and is a predicted model, not a curated record. Gene Ontology annotation, molecular function: lipid binding.